Molecule: messenger RNA, 8261 nt
Organism: Clupea harengus (Atlantic herring)
Lineage: Eukaryota; Metazoa; Chordata; Actinopteri; Clupeiformes; Clupeidae
Gene: unc5ca
Product: unc-5 netrin receptor Ca
Biological process (GO): axon guidance; netrin-activated signaling pathway
Cellular component (GO): membrane
Molecular function (GO): netrin receptor activity; protein binding
Source: RefSeq, a predicted model, not a curated record
AUUGUGUUAUUUCAUCACUGGGGUCACUCAUAUGCAAUAAUACCAUUUCAUAAAACUAUUGUUGCUCAGAAGUUGUGUUUCCAUGUUUGUUUUUAGUAUAUCCACUCAAAGGCAGAGCACUAUGGAAUAAUGUUCAUUACACGUUCAUGUAUGUAUGUCCACGUGACCUUUUGUCGCAUGCAUGUGUACUGUAUGUGUGCGUCUGCUUCAGUAGAGUUUGGAUUGUAGAUGUGUCUCUGGUGUUUGAAAGGGAUUAUUGAGUUUAAAGCAGACAAUAAGUGGCCCAUUUAGUCUGUCUGGGGUGUUUGGCUGGGCUAGAUACUUAUCACAGAGGGAGGGAUGGAACAGGAGAAGAGAGAGGGAGAGAGGGAGUAUGGGAUAAAAGGUUUUUAGCCAUCACAUUCAUCAUUGUAGAGCACCCAACCAUUGUACUUCACUUUUCUCCAGGAUGCUGCUCUGUGACCUCUAAUGGCUCAGAGAUGUUUACAGAGGAGUUUCAUCAUCAGAAGUAGAUGAGAGGAUAAUUACUUUAAAAUAACAUUCCUUUGUUUCCUUCUACCCGCAGUGAUUUAGAAAUGUGAGAUUAGAAACUGCUAAAAAAAAAUAUAUGAACAGAUGGGAAAAUAUCAUAAAAAUAUGUCAUAGCAUUAUAAAGGUUUCUCAAUUUGUUGAUCAUCAUGCAUCUUUUUAUUUUAUGGACGUGUGUGUGGGGGGGGCUAACACAAUCUUGUGCGACUGAGAGAUUACCAAGUAACCUUUAUUUCCUAUUACCUUGAUUUAUUUCCAUUGUAUCAACCACAAUGACAAUCCACUAUACUUACAUUUCAGUUGUGCACAUUUCUUAUUCUCUGGGUAUCUAUAUUUUUUCUAGAGCUCUCAAACAAAUCAGUUUGAUUUUGCUGAAGAAGCACAUGUCUGGUUCUGCAACAAUGCUUUUGUUCACGUGGCUAUCUGGCUGGUGGACAGAGAACAAGUUGAUCAGUGAGAAAGCAUCUAAAGAAUGAAAGGAAGAAAGAAUGACAUUGCCUAUCCUGCUUUCCAGCAGCAACAGGAAAUUGAACGUGAUGUAGAGAACCGCUGUUUGUGUCUCAUUUCAGAUUGUAUGGUUAGAUCAGGUGUGUCUUUGCAAUCCUUUUUAAUCUAGAUAUUAGAUUAGACCUUAUAUAUGUGAUUAUUUCGCCGGGACCUAUUCUGUGAUUGAAUAUGGGCUGUGCUAUUAUGUAACUACUUAAAGAGAUUAAACUUUCACCAAUAGCCAACUUUAGCAUAUCUCAUUGUUGUGCUGUUGGAGUUGUGAUGUCAUGUGUUUGUUACAAGGUUAUUCAGUGUGAGCUCACCAAAUGCCUGAAUAUUUUAUUGUGUGACUGCUGAGUAGAUUUAUGCUGUAUGCCUGUUCUUGGACAUAGCGUGCAUGUUAUACGGUGGUUGUUAUGGGAUGGUAUGCCACUAAGGAGACUUUCUCGUAAACACGAACAGAGAUGACAUUUCUGAAAAUGACAGCAUUGUCAGUACAGUUCAAAUUUCAGAGUUUGCAUUAUACAAUCAGUGAAGAAUAUUUUAAUUUCUAUAAUCUUUCAACACCCUCACCACAUACACACACAUAUAACUUACUAUAGGGUAACUGAAUGUCAAUCAAAGCCAGUAGUCAGUCAGUAGUUUUUGGAGGGAAAACAAUGACUGAUACUGAAUCUGAGGUCACCAUUACCUUCCCCGUCAAUUUACAGAUGAAGAGGCAGAAUCAGUCACAUGGCACAUGUUGCCGCAACUUAUAUAUCUACCACACCUUCUCACCAUGUAUAAUUGUAAAACAAAGUGUUUACCCCCUUGCGCUUUUUUCCCUUCCUCCCAUGACAUAAGUUUCCUAUUUAUUUCCAGAUCUUGAAAGAUUUGUUGAAUGGAGGCCUACAAAAUCCCCCAUCAAGUGAAUUAAGAGCUUUUCUACAACUUACUGUUGUUUUCUCUUAAUACUUAAAUCCAGUUGAAACAAAGGCUUUUAUCCCCCUUCACCCUAAGACCUCAGUGCUUUUAUUCUGAUGAUUCUGAUCCAUUUUCCCAAGAUACAGGAACAGUAGAGGUAAUCGCUGAGGGGAAGGAAGUGCACUGCACUCACUUCAUAUGCUCCUGGAAAAAUGGUUCUUCACAGGUUCUUUACCAAGAUAAGAAGUUCCCACAUUUCCCUUUGCUAUUCAGAAAUUGCGUGUGCCUACGUUUAUACACGGCUGAACAUUUUAUAUGUCUGCCAAUACAAAGAAUGUGUAAAAAAAACACCUAAAAAGAUCACUUUACCGGAGGGUCUUGGAAGAACCACGGCAAAGAAUGACAUAAUCAAUGCCUUACUGACUUUUACAGGCAGUCUCAGAAGAUGUAAAAGGUGUCCGCAGUAAUUCGUAGCAGAUUCUCGUACAUCAGUGCAGAGGUUAUAGCCUACCUUGAUGCUCUUAUGGCCAAGCAGAUACCAACGAGAUAAAAGUAUAUGUUCUAUAAAAUAUAAUUCCAUCUCUCUGAAACCUUUUAUUUCCUCAGCCUAUGAGGAGUAGCCUUCGCUUCCACAAAUAUGGCGCGACCAAAUCUCUGUCUACCCAGUAGCCAAGGCAGUGUCGUUUGAUUCUCCGGUUAACGAGAAUAUAACCAUUUGUAACACGAAAUAGAUAUUUCGGUAGAAAGCCGCGUGGACGCACUGACAGUCGGAAUCCCUUCCAAUAACCGGUCCGGGUCUUGCAAACGGCCAGAGGAGGGCAGUCAGUAGUAUGUGGAUUGGCCAGAGCAGUGUGGUUGUGGAGGAGAUUUCAGUCCGUCUCCGCACAUCUGACAGAACGCGAGGAGCGGCGCGAGGGCUGGAUGUAUCAAGUGGAUGUGUUUCUUAUCUGAAGAAAAAACAACCGUGCAAGAAACACCAGAAAGACCAAUAAACAAACAAGUCCUUUACACAUUUUCGUCUUACCUACCUUUGGUUGAACAUUAACGGUACGCAAAACAAUUUCACGGAAUUUCUCUGAGCUGUUUCCCCCUCUGCCAUAGGGGGGAGCAGUCAUAUGAUAGCUUGAGGGCGGCGGCAUUUCGCACCACCUUACUGUAGCUGACUGCCUGACACAAGUCCUGGGACCUCUUGAACUCUAUAUCGUCUUCUUUACUGUUAUUCUGAGCAAAGCCACCACAGAACUAUACGAGUUUGGGCUGGGACAUCACAGCUCAUUCCCUUUAAUAAGUAGCACAGCAACAGUCUUCAUUAUAAUAUUCUCACUUCAAAAGAGACGGAUUCUCUUCACUGACUACUUUUUAUUCUCCAUAUAAUGGGGAAGAGUCGACGGUCGGUGAGAUUUGGAACCGGACUAAGAGGACUCCCCUUUCGAAUGUCCACAUCACCUGGACUCAUUCUUCUGCUUGUGAUCAACAUUGUAACGGCACAAGUGGACGAUGACUUCCUGGGGCUGGGCGAACUACCAGAGACCUUCCCCUCAGACCCGCCAGAACCCCUGCCCCACUUCCUCAUGGAGCCAGAGGAGGCAUACAUCGUUAAGAACAAGCCGGUGAACCUCUACUGCAAGGCCACCCCUGCCACACAGAUCUACUUCAAGUGCAACAGCGAGUGGGUCCACCAGAAGGACCACACUGUGGAGGAGCGGGUGGACGAGACAUCAGGUCUUGUGGUGCGCGAGGCCAGUAUCGAGAUCUCACGGCAGCAGGUGGAGGAGCUGUUCGGGCCAGAGGAUUUCUGGUGCCAGUGCGUGGCCUGGAGCUCAGCCGGCACCACCAAGAGCCGCAAAGCCCACGUCCGCAUCGCAUAUCUCAGGAAAACAUUUGACCAAGAGCCAUUAGGGAAGGAAGUCUCUCUGGAGCAGGAAGUGCUUUUGCAGUGCCGGCCACCUGAGGGGAUACCUGCAGCGGAGGUUGAGUGGUGGAAGAAUGAGGAGAUCAUUGAUCCGGCAGACGACCGUAACUUCUACAUCACCAUCGACCACAACCUGAUCAUCAAACAGGCUCGACUGUCAGACACAGCCAACUACACCUGCGUGGCCAAGAACAUCGUGGCCAAGAGAAGAAGCACCACAGCCACCGUCAUCGUCUACGUGAACGGAGGAUGGUCGACUUGGACCGAGUGGUCGGUGUGUAACAGCCGCUGUGGGCGGGGCUUCCAGAAGCGUACGCGGAGCUGCACCAAUCCGGCGCCUCUAAACGGCGGCGCCCCAUGUGAUGGAGCGGCCAUACAGAAACUGCCAUGCACCUCCCUUUGCACUGUGGACGGGGAGUGGACGGAGUGGAGCAAGUGGUCGACGUGCGGCACAGAGUGCACCCACUGGCGCCGGCGUGAGUGCAACAACCCGGUGCCCAAGAACGGGGGCAAGGACUGCGAUGGCAUGGUCCUGCUGUCCCAGAACUGCACAGAUGGGCUUUGCAUGCAGAGUUCUUUGUAUCAGCUGUCUACCGAGCCUAAAGCCAGGAAUGAUUUUGGAGUGUCAUCUGCUCCCAGCACGGACGACGUGGCCCUUUAUGUGGGCAUCGUAAUCGCCGUCAUCAUGUGCCUGGUCAUCUCUGUCAUCGUGGCCCUCUUUGUCUACCGCAAGACCCACCGCGACUUCGAGUCUGACAUCAUAGACUCCUCGGCCCUCAACGGCGGCUUUCAGUCGGUCAACAUCAAGACGGCGCGCUCCGCUGACCUGCUGACCGCGCCGCCGGACCUGACCAAUGCUGCGGCCAUGUACCGCGGCCCCGUCUACGCCCUGCACGACGUCUCCGACAAGAUCCCCAUGACAAACUCGCCGCUGCUCGACCCGCUGCCCAACCUGAAGAUCAAGGUGUACAACUCAUCCACGCUGGUCACGCCGCAGGACGAGCUCGCCGACUACGCCUCCAAGCUCUCGCCCAAGGUCACGCACUCGCUGCUGGACAACAGCGAGAUGGCGGUCAGCCUUCGCACCCAGACUCUGGCCCGCACCCGCGACCCCUCCUGCACGGCCGUCGGCUCCUUCAACUCCCUCGGGGGCCACCUGAUCGUGCCCAACUCAGGUGUGAGCUUGUUGGUGCCAGCGGGAGCUGUUCCCCAGGGUCGUGUCUACGAGAUGUAUGUCACCGUGCAGAGGAAGGAGAGCAUGAGGCCCCCUGUGGAGGAUGUGCAGACGGUCCUGAGCCCCGUGGUGAGCUGCGGGCCCCUGGGGGCCCUGCUGACGCGGCCCGUCAUCCUCACCAUGCACCACUGCGCCGCGGCCAACAGCGAGGACUGGCAGAUCCAGCUCAACAGCCAGAUGCAGCAGGGCCAGUGGGAGGAGGUGGUGGUGGUGGGGGAGGAGAACUUCACCACUCCCUGCUACAUCCAGAUGGACGAGGAGUCCUGCCACAUCCUCACCGAGACCCUGGGCACCUACUGCCUGGUGGGCCAGUCCAUCAGCAAGGCCACCGCCAAGAGGCUGAAGCUGGCCAUCUUCGGGCCCGUCACCUCCACCGCGCUGGAGUACCACAUCCGAGUGUACUGCCUGGACGACACGCAAGACGCCUUCAAGGAGGUUCUGCAGAUGGAGAAGCAGAUCGGCGGGAAGCUGCUGGACGAACCAAAGACGCUGAACUUUAAGGACAGCACCCACAACCUCCGCCUCUCUGUUCACGACAUCCCCCACGGAGAAUGGAAGAGCAAGCUGCUGGCCAAGUACCAGGAGAUCCCCUUCUACCAAGUGUGGAGCGGCUGCCAGCGGACCCUGCAUUGCACCUUCACCCUGGAGCGCUUCAGCGCCGCCACCACCGAGCUCGACUGUAAGCUCUGUGUCCGGCAGGUGGAGGGCGAGGGCCAGAUCUUUCAGCUCAACACCACCCUGUCCGAGGACUCCCAGAGCAUUGACACCUCGCUGAUGGAUCCGGCCAGCAGCAUCACCACGCUAGUGGGGCCCAACGCCUUCCGCAUCCCCCUCUCCAUCCGCCAGAAGCUCUGCGGCAGCCUGGACGCGCCACAGACCCGCGGCAACGACUGGAGGAUGCUGGCGUACAAACUCAACUUGGACAGGUACCUGAACUACUUUGCCACCAAGUCGAGCCCGACCGGCGUGAUCCUGGACCUGUGGGAGGCGCAGCACUUCCCCGACGGGAACCUCAACCAGCUGGCCGCCGUCUUGGAGGAAAUGGGUCGCCAUGAGAACCUAGUCCCCAUGGCGACGGAGCAGUGAUAAUGACCUCGGAGCGGAAAGAGAAGGGCCAGCGCGGUGAGCUUGAGCCAUACGGCUCUCCUCCCACACACAGAGAGCGAUAGGCGAGGAGGAGGAGGAGGAAGGGGGGUGGAGUGUAGCUCCUCUAGCAAACAAACAAGAACAUUCACCAGACCACGCAGGUCACAUAGACUGUGAUGACAAACAAGGAGGGAAGGAACAAAAAAAUAUCUUAUCUUAUCUUGAUGAUGUUAUGAAUUGUGCUGUGAUUAUCUUUUACUGACAAAACAAAGUGGACAUAUAUGAAACAAGAGUAUUGGUUAAAAAUAAAAUAAAAAAAUCAUAGCUCUUUCUAUAGGUAUUUCUAUAGCCUUUUUGCUGUAUGUGCGCCUUCACGUACAGAUUGUUUAAUACAGUUUCCAUGGAAACGAUUUAUGCUGCUGUCCAAAUAUGUGGAUGAUUCCCCCCACCUACACCCCCCCCCCCCCUCCCCACCCCACCCAAGAGAGACCUGGAAAAAGCAGGCUACUAACUAACUAACUAACUAUUUAGGUGGGGAGGACGGGGAGGAGAGAGGAAGCCAGGGGCCAUGUUUGGGACCUCCUGGGGGGUCCAGGUUUUGUGUCAGAGAACCAAAUAUGAUAUCACCCAUCCUCCCCCACACUAACCAUUGUCUGCCCUGUCCCUCACCCAGUCACGUAAGGAUAUGCAUAUGUACCACUCCCACUCCUGUUUCUUUUACUUUCAACUCCAGGAGCAUUCUUCUUCUUAUAAUUAUUAUUAUUAUUAUUAUUAUUAUUAUUAUGCAUAACUAAUGUUAAUUUUUUUAAAUAACAUAUUUUUUUGUAUCACGUUAUCUAACUUGUACUUCAUUGCUCUCCUGUUUUAUCUAAUUAAAACUGAGUUUUUUGGUUCACUGCUGCCACCUGGUGGAAUAAAAGGAAACCUACAUAGUCAUAUAUAAUUGUGUAAUUUUGAAAAUGUAAAUACAGAAUAUGUAUACCAAGUACAUUGAAGUGGCCUUUUCCAGUUGUUUCCUAUGACUACGUUUCUGUCAUUAUUACAGUGAGCUAUAGUUGUGUAUUUGGGAAUUUUUGUUGGUUUGAAUUCGUUUCUCCUGGUUUUACAACAACAGUGCAUUGGAGCACUUGCCGCUUAACAGACUAUUAUUGACAACAAUCGUGUGUGUGUCAGCUUUUUCCUAAUACUGUUGUCUACAUGAGAAGUCAGAUCAUUUGCAAAAUGAAUCUUUCACUGCUCAGCAUUCAUUAUUAUCCAGCUUGAAAAAAUUAUUAACCAUUUAAUGCUCAAGUUUUACGAACACUAGAGUAUCAGUGUUUAGACAUGAAAAAAAAUCAAGACACAAAUGAAAUGACACAUUCUCACAUUCCUUGUGGCAGUAUUCCCUCUGUAUGGAAUAUAGGAUUUCAAAAUGGUGUGUUGAUUUGUGUUUUCUUUAUGUGUUGCCUUUGUGGCUGGCAAUUUUGUGAUGUUUCUAUUUGUGUUUCUCUAUGACAACAAAUAGAUCAAAUAUUUGAGUCAAAGGCUUUCUAGAUAAUUUAAUGAAAUCACAUUUGAACAGAUAUUGUGAGACUUUUUAAAUGAUUACCCAAGCCAUCUUUUCAUAAAAAAAAAAAAACUCCAACCUCAGGCUCAACAAGGCUCAAGGAACACACAGCAAGAUGAAUGAGAGAGCAUGGAUCGAACGUAGGAUACCAGAGUAUGUCAUCAGUAUUGAGAACAAACACUCAAGAAACUUUCUUACAACGUUAAAUGACAACCAUGUUAGACCUAUUUGUAUUUUCAGUUUUGGGUGGUUCGUUGUUAAGUCAUCUACAUGUUUGUAAAAGCUGUGUCUACUAUGCAAAGUUGGCUUUCUUUAUACAACAAUGACUAGAGCAGUGCUAGUAAGUGCAUUUUAUUUUGUUAAACUGAUUUAUACUCGUACAGUUUGUAUAGUGAGGGUGUGGUCCACUCUGGUUUGGCACGUUUCAUGAAUGACCCUUGAAAAUGCUCGCAUCCCCCCCCCCCCCCCCCCCCCCACCCCACCCUGUCAAGUUUAUUUACUGUACAAAGUGUAAGAAAGAAUUUUUAAAACAAUUAAUAAAUUAUAUUUAUAAGCAACGCUGAAAA